Molecule: messenger RNA, 2106 nt
Organism: Akanthomyces muscarius
Lineage: Eukaryota; Fungi; Ascomycota; Sordariomycetes; Hypocreales; Cordycipitaceae
Exons: 3
Coding region: 1-2106 (701 amino acids)
Biological process (GO): proteolysis; peptide metabolic process
Cellular component (GO): mitochondrial intermembrane space
Molecular function (GO): metalloendopeptidase activity
Source: RefSeq, a predicted model, not a curated record
AUGGCUUCCGAAAAGUUCGCCAACCCGCCCCAGCGGCCACCGGUGUUCAGCUAUACUCCCGAGGAGAUAAGCGCCACGAUUGAUAAGAUCGUGGCUUCGAAGCGAGCUACCAUUGACAAAGUCGUCGCUUCCACAACUCCCGAGACAGCCACCUUUGAAAACACCAUGAAGCCCAUGCUUGCCCAUGACGACGAGACGGUCGGUGAAAACUACAGAAUCUGCUUUCUGCAAAAUGUCCACGCCGAUGCCGCUGUUCGCGACGCCUCUCUCAAAGCUGACGGCAAGAUAAGAGAGCUGGAUAUUGAGCUGCGAAUGCGCGACGACAUUUUCCAGCGCGUCAAGGCUAUAUACAACAACAGAGCCUCGGCUAACCUCGACACCGAGUCUGCCACCAUUUUGGACAAGGAAUACACUCAGUAUGUCACCAAGGGCCUUCUUCUCCCACCCGGUCCCGAGCGUGACCACUUCAAGAAGCAGCAGCUCGAGCUCAGCCGCCUGUGUCUCGAGUCCCAGAACAACCACAACAACGAGAUGGGUGGUGUAUGGUUCACUCCGGAACAGUUGGAGGGCAUUCCCAAAACCGACAUUGAUGUUGAUGAACUCGAAAAGGGUACAGGGGAGAACGAGGGCAAGGUCAAGCUCGAUUUCAAGUACACGACCUCUACUCCCCUCCUCAAGUAUGCCAAGAAUGAGACCACUCGCCGCGACUAUUUUAUCGGUGAAGCCAACAAGGUCAACCAAAAUGUUCCUCUCUUCCAGACCAUUGUCGAGUUGCGCGACGAGACCGCCAGACAAGCCGGCUAUAGAGACCACGCUGACAUUACCAUCUCCGCCAAGAUGGCUAAAGACUCUGAGAAAAUCAAGUCUUUCCUGGCCGACCUCAGAGCUCGCGUUGGCGAUGGCGGGCAGAAGGAAAUUGCUGUUCUCCGUGAUUUGAAGAAAAAAGACUAUGCCGAGCGCGGCGUUGAAUUUGACGGCCAAGUCUACGCCUGGGAUAUUGGCUACUACUCACGAAUUCUCAAGGAAACGGAAUACAGCCUCGACGAGAAUGAAGUGGCCGAGUACUUCCCGAUGUGGAAGACCUUCAUUGGCAUGCUUGAAAUAUUUGAAAAGAUCCUCGGUCUUGAAUUUGUUGAGCUGGACGAAGCAGCCAAGGCUCGCCUUAGCCCUACCGGCAAUGCCAAGGACAUUGUCUGGCAUGAAGAAGUGGUAGUUCUCAGCGUGUGGAACGAUGAGGCCUCUGGCGGCGAGUUUGUUGGCUAUCUGUUCAUUGAUCUUCACCCGCGCCCCAAUAAGUACGGCCACAAUGCCAACUUUUCCCUCGGCCCCGGAUACGUCAAGGCAGAUGGCACCAGAAACUACCCGGUCACUGCUCUGGUCUGCAAUUUCAGCCGCCCCUCCCAAGGCCGUCCAGCUCUACUCAAGCACGUUGAGGCCGUUACCCUCUUCCACGAGCUCGGCCACGGCAUUCACGAUCUCGUCGCCAAGACUAAUACGUCGUACUGCCACGGCACCCAGGUCAUGUGGGACUUUGUUGAGGCUCCUUCUCAGAUGCUGGAGAACUGGUGCUGGACACCGGAUGUUCUGCGAAACCUCUCGUCCCACUGGGAAUCCGGAGAGAAGAUCUCCAAGGAUCUCAUUGACAAGUUGAUGAGGACAAAGCAGCUCAACGAAGCGAUGGGAACUCUGUUCCAGAUUCUUGUCGGAACCUUUGACUUGACUGUCCACAGCCCUGGUUCUCAUGAAGCGGUGAAGCAACUGAACUGCGGCCGCUUGUGGAACCAACUGCGCGGCGAAAUCUCCGGGGUCAAAGGACCGGAAGAUGUCGGCUACGGCAUGGAAUGGGGCAACAAGCACGCCACCAUUGGCCACUUUGUUGGCGGCUACGAUGCUGGAUAUUAUGGCUACCUCUACUCCAAGGUUUUCUCAACCGACAUGUUCUACACCGCCUUUAAGGAGAACCCGAUGAGUGGCGAGGCCGGCCGUAGAUAUCGCAAGCUGGUUCUGGAGCGUGGCGGUAGCAUGGAUGAGAAUGUGAUGCUCAAGGAGUUUCUGGGCCGAGAGCCCAACCCCGAGAACUUUUACAAGGACCUUGGCCUGGCAUGA